AUGGCGUCUAACGGUCUCCGAUGCUUUCGCUCGUUGUGGGGCUCGCCAACCGCCUUGAAGCUCGCGAGCGACAGCACGGCGGGGUCCACGGGGUCGUAUGCGCAGCACUUGCUCGCGCAUAUUCGCCGCCAAGGGUUUGACGGGAUCGAGGCGAGUCUCGGAGACUUGAAAGCUCUUGGUGGUACAGAUGUGGUGCUGCCAUUACUUGCUGAGAAUAAAUUGGAGCUGAUCGUGGGCGUCUACUCGGGCUGGGUGGACUAUGAGCCUCAGAAUCUGAGCCAGCAGUUCGAGGGCGUGGAAGCCCAUGUCAAGCGCUUUCGCGAGCAGCUAGAGACGGUCUCGAGCUUCAGUCAACGUCCGAGGGAGUUCUUGAGUCGUGUGCAUGAGAUCGAGCGGGAACUUGAGUGCCACGACAUUCUGGCACACGAGACUCACAGAGGACGCAUGUUCUACUCGCCAUGGCCGACGCUAGCGUUGCUGGAGGAGUUCCCGGGCUUGAAGCUCACGUUGGACUUAAGUCACUGGUGUGUGGUGACGGAACGUCUGCUAAACGCGCCGGAGGACGAGGAAUGGCUGCUGAACAAGGUCGUGCCUCGUGUUCGCCAUGUCCACGGACGUGUGGGGACGGAGCAUGCGGCGCAAUUACCGUAUCCUCUCGAUGAUGAGCUGUCGCGGAAUGAAGUCGAGCGAUUCCAAAAGCUUUGGGAUGCCGUCUGGACCCACCAGAAGGAAGAAGCGAUUGGGAAGCGCCCCACGUUCACGCCAGAGUACGGAUCCAUCCCGUACGCCCCGCGCCACCACGACGACCAGCAGUUCGAGGCAUACAACGUCGACGAGCUCUGUGCGCAGCAAGCGGCAGCCCAAAGGCAGAAAUUCGAUCGCGUGAUGCAGGACUAA
Phytophthora infestans T30-4 is the source of this 897-nucleotide messenger RNA. RefSeq lists its product as uncharacterized. Lineage: Eukaryota; Oomycota; Peronosporomycetes; Peronosporales; Peronosporaceae. The record is from RefSeq and is a predicted model, not a curated record. Bases 1 to 897 code for a protein of 298 amino acids. The transcript is spliced from 2 exons.